Messenger RNA from Nematostella vectensis (starlet sea anemone), 766 nucleotides. RefSeq lists its product as uncharacterized. The record is from RefSeq and is a predicted model, not a curated record. NCBI's taxonomy places the organism in Eukaryota, Metazoa, Cnidaria, Anthozoa, Actiniaria, Edwardsiidae. Bases 43 to 627 code for a protein of 194 amino acids. The transcript is spliced from 5 exons.
AUCCCAAGUACAGCUCUGUUUGGAUUUUCAGUCAAGUUCACUAUGCACUCUUUCCUCCUGGUGACGCUGGUCUUAUCUAUCCUUAUUCAAGCUUUUGGUGGAAUCAACGGAAAUCCCAUAGCCGUAGAAACACGCAGCGUUUGCCCGGUAUCGACAUACGACGGGUGUUUCAAGGAUUACAGAAAUGCGAGAACACUUCCCAUGUUCUUGUUCCAAGAGAGAAAUGAAACUGAUCCAAAAUACAAUGGGCAGCUUAUAAACUGGAACGAGUAUGGCACUUAUCUAUCGGGGUUGGUUUGUCGAUGUGCCGAAAAAGCUAAAGAAGCAAAGCAACCCUUCUUCGGCAUUCAAUUCUACGGCGAAUGCUUUGCCGGCAACAACACGACUUACAAGAAAAAAACAGUCAAUGAUUGCACAUGCGAGUCAGGUCACUGUGCAGGGGAAGCAGAUGCUAAUGCCGUCUACAUAUUAGCAACAUCGACAACGACAGCACCGACGACAGUCCCCGCACCUCCUAAUUCAUCAUGCGAGGAUGGUCCAGAGUGCAUUGGAUUUGAGGAUUCCUGUGAAACCUAUGAAGCAGUUCGCAAGCAAUGUCCCAAAAUGUGUGGCCUGUGCCAUGUUUAAACAAGCAACAUGAAAAACACUCAAAUAGAAAAAUCUCACAGAAAAUUAUGCUUACUUGGCUGAAAAUAGUCUAUUUGAUGCAUAAAUAUCAUAUUGGUACUUGGUUGUUUUGCUGAAUUAAAAGUCAACUGGAAGGUUA